This is a messenger RNA of Pseudophryne corroboree (corroboree frog), 621 nucleotides long. It is a transcript of the gene CST7, whose product is annotated as cystatin F. The transcript has 4 exons. Lineage: Eukaryota; Metazoa; Chordata; Amphibia; Anura; Myobatrachidae. The coding region runs from base 63 to 533 and encodes 156 amino acids. The record is from RefSeq and is a predicted model, not a curated record. Gene Ontology annotation, biological process: positive regulation of myelination; negative regulation of microglial cell activation; immune response. Gene Ontology annotation, cellular component: Golgi apparatus; late endosome; endoplasmic reticulum. Gene Ontology annotation, molecular function: cysteine-type endopeptidase inhibitor activity.
GACUGUAUAAGUGACUCCCAUGAGUGCAACAUUCUCAUCAUCCUCUUCUCUAAGAAGACAACAUGUCUACUCCAUGGCAGUUUGUGAUCCUGUUACUCUUAGGCAUGAGCUGUCAUGCUGGGACCAUCGGUGGCAUUCGUGCUUCCACUGCAGACCCGGGAUUUCCCAAGAACGCCAGCACUAAUGACCCUGAAGUAAAGAAAGCAGCGAGGACAACUGUCUAUGCUUAUAACAACAUGUCCAAUGAUAGUUUUCUGUUCAAAGAGCUGGAGAUAGAGAAAGCCAUGAUACAGGUUGUAAAAGGAAUAAAAUACCUACUAAGAACAAGAAUAGCAAGAACAGUCUGUAAGAAAAACAUGAAGGACAUCUUGGAUGAAUGUGACUUCCAACAAAGAAAGCCCCUGAAACAGAUAUUCACCUGUUACUCAGAAGUGUGGAAAAUAAGCUGGCUGCAUAUCGAGGCAGUGUCUGUGCUAGAGUGCACUCAGGGUCUAGGUAUCCAAAGACUUCAAGGCCCCAGACGUUCGCUUUAGUGCUGUCGGAUUAUUCUGUCACCUGCUUAAAGAGAUCUUGGAGAGGACGGAUGUAAAUCUUUUUUUAAUAAAGUUUGCAUAAAUGACA